Messenger RNA from Solanum lycopersicum (tomato), 2462 nucleotides. RefSeq lists its product as uncharacterized. NCBI's taxonomy places the organism in Eukaryota, Viridiplantae, Streptophyta, Magnoliopsida, Solanales, Solanaceae. The record is from RefSeq and is a predicted model, not a curated record.
UUGAUUUUUGUCCAUUACAUUGGAUCUCAGCAACCCGACCCAUUUAACAAUUGCUCCGAAACUGAUCAUCUCCUCCUUCCAAAUCCCGUCAACAUUUGCUCCGGUCAUAGUACUAUCUCUCUCCGAUCUCUGCAAUUGAGAGGAGCUCAGCCAAAAUUCUCUGCACAGUUCUCAAGUAAGUAAUCUCUCUUCCAAUCUUCUCGUAUAAGCAUGAUCUAGUUUGAAUCCACGCUUCAGAUACAGAAAUUGUUAGCUUUAAGCAAGACUUUGUGUGCAAAAUUUAGCAAAGAUCUGGUGAAGAUCUACCCGAAAAAUGUCUUGUUUGGCACUUUCUCUGCAACCCACUAAUGGACCUGAUAUCUUACUCCAAACCCGUGAAUGGUUUCCACCAUCUCGAGCCCUAAUGGCACUUUCAGCUUUUCGCCAGACGCGUCUUGCAUUUUCCAAACAACCACAACAACCUACCGCUGAGUCAUAUCCUUCCGAUCCUACUAUGUCACUUGGUGAUGACCCACUUGCUGCUUCUUCGGGUCAAGUUAUUGUUGGGGUGGAAUCGAGGUAUCGGGUUGUGUAUCGUCUUGUGAACUCGAUUUAUGUGCUUGCUAUUACUACUGCUGAUGAUAAUGAUAAGGAUAUGGUUGUUAAUAAUGUGUUUGAGUGUAUUAGUAUUGUGAAUCAAGCUGUUUCUGUGGUGGUUACUGCGUGUCGUGGUGUAGAUGUGACACCGGAGAAGUUAGCUAAGAAAUACGCGGAGAUUUAUAUGGCGUUGGAUAUUGUGUUGAGAGGGGUGAGUAAUAUUAGGUUGGCGGCUAUGUUGGCGUCUAUGCACGGGGAGAGUAUAGCAAAGAUGGUGCAUUCGGCUGUUCAUACAGAGAAUAAGAUUAGGGGAGGUGAUAGUUGGGUGAAUGUGGAGGCACAUUCAUUGGAACAAGAAGGUGGAUUGGAGACAUUCUCGAAAGCGUUGUUUGAGUUGCCUCAGGAGACGUUGGAGGCGGGAGAUGAAGUGGCAGCCACAUUGGCGAUUACGGGUGGAGAAAAGGAGGAGGAGAAAAUUGAGGAGAUUGAGGUGGAGCAGGAUCCAUUUGCAGCAAGUGAUAAGAUUAAUCAGCCAGAGUCCUUGAUGGGUGGUUUUAAGAAGGACAAGGCUAAUGAGAGUUCAGAUGUCGCAAAGGCAUUGGCAGGGCUUGACGUGACUACCCUGCCACCUGCUGCAGCUAGCCAGUCAACUCACAUCGGUGUGGAAGGGUUUGAAGGAGAGUAUGGAGGGAUAGAAUUUAGUAAUGAAGGAUCAACACUGCGAGAAGAUUUUGAAGGCAUCAAUGAUGCCUGGGGUGGUGGUUUAGAUGCUUCUGAAUAUGUGGGUACGAAAAAGGUGAAGAAAGAUCAAGGACUUGGUGGGCUUGAAUUACUGGCGACCAGUGAACCACCAAAAGCUGCAGCUGGAGCCACUGCUGAGGGUGCUGGGAAGAAUCUUGAGGAUAUUUUGGUGAAGAAAAUGAAUGGUCCAGAAAUGUUUAUUACCGAGGAGAUCAGUGCCGAGUUCAGAGAAUCAUUGCUUGCUAGAGUUGGUUUGAUGGGCAUUGUUUACUUAAGAACCCUGCCGCCAAAGUCUUCCGAUGAUAAGGAAACUGAGUUUUCUUUCAAGGUUGAAGACACUGCUGCUGUUAAAAGGUUUGUCAUGCAAAAUUCUCGUGUGAGCAGCCUUGGGAAUGGUCUGUUUCAUGUAAAGACAGCACCAUCAAAUGAGCCUAUACCAAUUAUUAAGUACAGUUUGCUACCGCGUUUAACUCCGUUGCCUUUGAGGAUUCGACUUGUUAAGCGUCUUAGCGGGUCAUUACUUUCUGUAAUGCUGCAGUACGUUGCAAAUCCUGAUAUUCCAGUUCCAUUAACCGAUGUGACCUUUGUCCUGAAAUUGCCAGUGGACCCAACAUUAUUGAAAGUUUCACCUAAAGCUGUGUUGAACCGCUCUGAGAGAGAACUGAAAUGGCAUGUUGAUGAGAUUCCGCUCAAGGGUCAUCCUGGCAAAUUGAAGGCGAGGUUCCCCAUUGAUAUUAAUGAUGAUGAUGAUGUGGUAGAGCUAGAGCUUUUUGGUUAUGUAAAGUUUUCAUCCCAAGGAACUAGAUCUUUGUCUGGCAUUUCUCUGCAGCCGGCUUUAGAGGGCAAGACUGAUUUUUAUGAGGUUGAUCACAGGUAUUCAAGUGGAGUUUACACAUGCAACUAAGCAUCAAUGACUUCUUUUCUUGGUUUAAAAUUUGUGUGUCUUUGUGCUUUCUAUAUUUUAACAUCGUAUGAGUUAUCAAAGUAUUUGCAGCUUUCUUUGAAUGUACUAGCAUGUAAUUUAGAUGAUCUUGUUGUUGAGGAAUUUUGUUUAAAUCUUCCCAGUCUUUUUCUUUAUGUAAUGGAACAAAAGAUUUUUUUAUAUCUGAUAUAUCUUGUUUAAAUAAAGUCUUCUUAUUUUUGGA